This is a messenger RNA of Liolophura sinensis, 3198 nucleotides long. Its product is annotated as sec1 family domain-containing protein 2-like. The transcript is spliced from 15 exons. The coding region runs from base 1 to 2034 and encodes 677 amino acids. Gene Ontology annotation, biological process: vesicle-mediated transport. NCBI's taxonomy places the organism in Eukaryota, Metazoa, Mollusca, Polyplacophora, Chitonida, Chitonidae. The record is from RefSeq and is a predicted model, not a curated record.
AUGAAGUCUCUAAGUGACUGUGCCGGGGAAACCUGGAAAACUGUGUGCAGCUAUGUAAAGCAUGGGGUGGUGUUUAUGGACAACGCCUGUGCAGAGUGUCUUCACUGGCAUGGAGGGCUCCCUCUACUGGCCAAUGCUGGAGCUGUCGAGGUCAAAGAGUUCUCCCCCUUUGAAUCUGCAAGAGUUGAUCAGAAGAAAGGCAUUUUUAUCGUCAGCUCACUACUAUUUGAUGAGACAGCGGAUGUAAUCAAGGAUAUCAUUCAGGCAAGUUCGUUCCAGUAUGUCAUCGUGGUAACCUCGGUCAGCCCACAAGUUCAUUUGUAUGCGAAGACUGGGGCUCUGGAAGGGGUGGACUCAGCGGUGUUUGAACAGCUGGAGGAUAAGCUACUGGAAUGGAUGGGAAAUAUGAACUAUACAUCCGAAGUCCACCACUUGCCCAUAUUUCAUGCUAGUCCUCUAUCAGGUGUAUUUCUGACACCUGCAUUUACCUCACUUUUUCCACUCCUCGAGUCUGAUGUCAAACGGAUUGAACUUCAGCAUAAUGCUGGACGCCAUGCCAAGGGUGAACGUGUGACCUUUGUGACCUUAGAAGAUGUUGACUCCAACAGUUUACCUAAAAGCUUGAAAAUAUAUUAUAAGAGCUUAGCCUCAGGGAUGAAUGACUUGCUGAACCAGUUUGGUGUGAGGGAAGAAGUGUACUGCCUUGGAUACACAUCACGAAUGAUUGCCAUGGAACUGGAGAUCUUCCCUGCAGCUCGACACAGGAGGAAGACGAGGCAGGAUGCAGCCUCCGUGUUGUUCGUUGACCGGUCCCUGGAUUUGGCUUCCGUAACUGGCCACCAGGGGGAGACAUUAUUGGAUCGUAUCAUCCAGAUGUUGCCUCGACUCAAAGACAGUAACGAUGUUCUAGUCGACAUGCAGAGCAUUACAGCUGCACCUAGUAGUUGUGAAAACCCGCUUGUCUGCCCAGGAUGUUUGGCCCAGCCCCCUCACUCCUCCACUCAAACACUCCUAAAUUUUAUGGCAACUUCAAAACAAAAGGAAUCUCUGAUGAACGUUAACAGGCAUUUAGUUGAAGCAGCAACAAAGGAGAAGUUACCUCUGAAGUUAUCCACCAAACCUGGCCGUGUCACCCCUGACCUUUUGACCUCAACUUUGACCUUGUUCAAAAACAACAACAGAGCAAUCGACAAUCAUUGUGAUCUUCUUCAAAUUGCCAUAGCAACUGCUCAAGCCCUGAGCCACCCUGCCAACAGUCGCUAUGACAACCUUACAGGGGUGGAGAAGCUGCUGUUACAGCAGCUGAGUGAAGACAGUGAACCUUCUCCGCUGUCACAAAUCACACAGCUUCUCAACACAGAGAUGGCCAAACCAAGACAAGAAAGGAAUCUUUCACUAGAUGAUUUUCUUGCGUUGUUGUUGUUCACAUACUCAGUCAUGGGGGAUGUCUAUACCAGCCCUGAGGAAGACGAGAACGAGGCUAAGGUAGCUCUGGUAAACGCCAUAAUAAAGGAAAAAGAUGCACUGCCCAGUUUGGUACAGGAUUUAGUUGGUGGAACCGUAAACCGUGGUGUGGUACAGGCUGUUGUAGAGGACAUGUGGUACAAGUUAGAGAGUGUGGGGAGUGCUCGCUCACAUCUCAAACAGUUCGGAUCCCUGGUGAACCCUGGUAGUGCAGUCUCACCCACAGUCUUCACCCCGCUUCUGAAACUGAUAACAGAGGACAUUUUCAACCCACAGAAGCCUGAUCUGGUGGAUAUCGAGUACAAAUCAAGUGGAUUCAAAGAUCUGCUGAAGACAGGAUUUGGGUUUUUCAUGAAUGUACGGAAGCCUCGCCCCAGUGACCACCCUUUGCUGGUAAUCUUUGUGGUUGGAGGCGUGACCUCUACAGAGGUCAAACAGAUACGGGAUGUUGUUUCAUCUCACAAGUCCACGACUCAAGUGAUCAUUGGAAGCACUCAUUUGGUGAAACAGGAGAAUAUAUUACAGAAAGUGUUAGCACAGGACAAUCUACUGGCACAGCAGUGCUCCUGAACCAUUGUUAGCCAUAAAAAUAUAAAUCUCCUACGAUUUUAUGGAACUUUCCACCAACUGAUCAUGUGCAGGAAAGACUGUAGUGCAGAAAGGUCAUUAGUUGGAGAAAAAACAUAUGAAGCUCUGUCUAAUUUACUGUUGAUUUUUAACAGCUUAAUACAGUAUUAUUCCUGUAUUACACUGAUGAAAGAUCAUUAAAGUAAUCUGUGUAGACAAAGUGUAUAUAAAAUCAACAGGUAAGAACGUGUAAUUUAGGGAAUGAAAUAAGGUAAUUUAUAUUAUAAUUUAGACAUGGGCAUUUUGUAGUUCAGAAUAUUUGCCCCGCCUGGGCCAUUAUACUGAUAGGGUCAACCAGUCAUUGCACUAUCCCCUUCAUGCGGAACGCCAAGCGAGCAAGUUACAACUUCCUCUUUUAAGGUCUUUGGUGUGACUCGACCCAGGAUUGACACAGGGUCUACGGCUCCAGAUUCUCUCUUUGGAAAUGGAAACAAUAUUCAGUAUAGUCAGUGCAGAUUGUGACGAACAAGGCCAAGAAGUCCAUAUCACUGUAAAAGGCAUCGCUUUUUUGCUGAAAUAUCUGCAGUGCUUGUGAGCUACCUAAGUGUUUUGUGAGCAUGUCCCUGUGUACCCUGAAAAUGUAAUGUGCGGUGAAGGGCCUAAACAAUCGCCCAACACAAAGUGUUGCAAAUUUUGCCAAAUUCUGAGAAUUUAUCUUAGGAAGAUGUUGUGAGGUUUAUUUGGAAGGUAGGAUGAUAUCCUACUGGGAAAAUUUAAGCUUCAGCACCAAAAGGAAUACUUUAGGAUAUUUAUUUGCCUAUUAAAAUGCAAUUUUGCGGAACAAACUUUCAGGCCAUUUGUCGAACAUUGUAAUGCAUGGAAGAACGAAGGAGUACAUAAUUGUGGACUACUUUGUUAAAGAUGGAAAGGAGUCUGACAAGUUCCCACAGAAUAUGCGCAGUCUGAAGGCCUGUGCAAGCAAUAAGGGCUUGGUUGAGAACUUACUGUGACGUGCUAAUUUAUUUCAUUCGUUUCCAGCUACCGAGAUAGAAGUAUAUCAAUAGAACAGUGCUAAUUGUUCGAUGUAGACGAACGGUUUUGGUGAAGGGUUUUUGGUGAGACCUGUUAUGCCUGUGGUUCUUAUGCCUGUAAUUAUAAUAAAGGAAA